Molecule: messenger RNA, 1110 nt
Organism: Zophobas morio
Lineage: Eukaryota; Metazoa; Arthropoda; Insecta; Coleoptera; Tenebrionidae
Exons: 14
Coding region: 1-1110 (369 amino acids)
Biological process (GO): transcription by RNA polymerase III
Cellular component (GO): transcription factor TFIIIC complex
Molecular function (GO): protein binding
Source: RefSeq, a predicted model, not a curated record
AUGCGACUUGGCCUCGUGACUUAUAACGGACUGAUCUCUUGUAUGAAUUGGUGCCCCGGAAGUUUUAAUAGACAAUUGAAGAGACUAGGCAUCCUCGCGGUAUGUUUUUCUAGCCCGGUGCUUUGUUUAUACCAUGUUCCCCAUCCUGAUCGUUUAAACUCGGCAAACUUGACUUUGACAUUUCUCUCUUUGCCGCCUCUUCGCGUGUAUAACAUUCAUGAAGGCGCCUAUUGCAGUUCACUUGCCUGGAAGUCAGUUCCAACUUUCAUAAAUAUUGCAGUGGGAACGGAUAACGGGAUAAUCACUAUUUUUGAUGUGUCUAUGGAGGACACAGACGGCAACAACGCUGUUUUUAUGAGGUGGUACGCUCAUGAAGGCCCUGUCACCUGCCUUUGCUAUUGCGAAAUGACUGAACACUUACUCUUGAGUGCUGGGGUCGACGGUAGUUUGCUCGUAUGGGAUGUGCGUGACGUCUCUUUUCCUCUUUUCCGUCAUGACUUUGGAAAUGCGCAAAUAUACGACUGCAUUUGGUCCAAAAAUAUCAAAGGGCCUUUAUGCUCGCUCUCCGAUGGAAGAGUCCUUUUUAUUAGCCUCUUAUUAAAAAAAGCAUUAAAAAUCGUAGAAGGAAAGGAAGUACUGAGAGGCAUUAGCUUCCCGCCCCUCCUUAAAACGGAACCUUUCGUUAUUCUUUGUUGUUCAGAAGGCGGGGAACUAUUUAUGACGUAUAUUCGUUCCAGAAAUAUACCCUUCCCCUAUUGUUCAAGUACAACUGCCUACUUGAGUAACAACUCAAAUUCGCCUCAAAACUGCGAGUCUCAAGAAAAAUUAUGGCCAGGAGUUAAAACUUUAUUAUCCAAUUCUUGGCGUGCUACGGACAUCUUGUACAUAUUCUCUGAUUGGUCGGAACCCUACGUUAACCAGCCAAAAGUGAAAAAGCACAUGCGAGAGCAACAAGAACCACAAGCAAUCCCGCCUGUUUUCGUGGCACUUCACAAAGUGAAAUACUGUCCGAGUAUGACGGACAAAAGCUGGUUUGCAUACGGCGGAUGGAAUGGAUUGGUUAGACUUCGAAACAUCACUUCUAUAAGUCGGCAAUUUAAAAUUAUUUAA